Messenger RNA from Thrips palmi, 546 nucleotides. RefSeq names its product S-antigen protein-like. The transcript has 2 exons. NCBI's taxonomy places the organism in Eukaryota, Metazoa, Arthropoda, Insecta, Thysanoptera, Thripidae. Bases 1 to 546 code for a protein of 181 amino acids. The record is from RefSeq and is a predicted model, not a curated record.
AUGCAUCCUUUGGCCGUUGCAGUCGUCCUGGCGCUGGCCGCUGCCUCCGCCCGCGCCGCCGGCGUGGUCCCCGUGGGCUUCGCCGCCCCCGUGCCCGUCAUCGCCCGCCCCGGCUCCGGCUACACCGGCCCUGCAGGCCCAGCAGGCCCUGCAGGGGGCUACGGCGGCACCGUCGGCUACGGAGGCCCCGUUGGGUACGGCGGCCCCCAGGGAUAUGGCGGUCCUCAGGGGUACGGCGGCCCUCCAGGAUACGGAGGCCCGUCAGGGUUCGGCGGCCCCUCAGGGUUCGGUGGGCAGCCGGGGUAUGGCGGUCCCUCAGGCUUCGGCGGCCCUGGCGGUAGCUUUGGAGCCCAGGGUUUCGGCGGCCCGGGUUACGGCGGCCCGGGCUACGGCGGCCCGGGCUACGGCGGUGGCUACGCGCCCGCUGGCUACGGCGGCUACCAGCAGCAGCAGCACGGCGGAGCAGUCGUCCCCGUGGGCGUGGCGGCGCCGAUCCCCGUCGCCGCAGUCAACGGGCCGUACUCGCCGUACUCAGGUACUCGAUGA